AUGCCAGGUGCGGGAAAGACCAUCUGUUCUGCUAUCCUUGUCGAUGAUUUGAUGACGCACUUUGAGGAAAAGCCAGAUGUCGGCAUAGGCUACCUUUAUUGCAACUUUAAUCGACAAGGUGAGCAGAGGGCUCAAGACUUGCUGUCAAGUCUGGUAAUGCAUUUAUGCAAGAAGAGAACAUCUGUUCCGGUUGCAGUCAAGGACCUCUACAAGCGCUACAAAACCGCACCGAUGCGUCCGCGAUUCGGUGAUGUAUCGAAAGCCCUAACCUUCGUUAUCGCUCUGUAUUCCAAAGUGCUUAUCGUCAUUGAUGCCCUCGAUGAGUGUGAAACAACUUGCCGUACAAGAUUUUUGGGCGAGAUCGGCAAAAUUCAUGCUGGGCCGGGGGCAAAUGUCUUCGCCACAUCAAGGCCCACGGAGAGAAAUUCUUUCUCAGGCGUCGACUGGUUCAUUAUAUAA
Molecule: messenger RNA, 459 nt
Organism: Penicillium digitatum Pd1
Lineage: Eukaryota; Fungi; Ascomycota; Eurotiomycetes; Eurotiales; Aspergillaceae
Source: RefSeq, a predicted model, not a curated record